Messenger RNA from Macrobrachium nipponense, 1857 nucleotides. Its product is annotated as interaptin-like. The transcript has a single exon. Bases 1 to 1857 code for a protein of 618 amino acids. Lineage: Eukaryota; Metazoa; Arthropoda; Malacostraca; Decapoda; Palaemonidae. The record is from RefSeq and is a predicted model, not a curated record.
AUGGCUCUUGUGAAUUAUUGUUUAUCAGUGUUUGUUUGGCUCCUGAAUAUUGGGAGAUUAUCAUUUAUGGCUAUUAUUAUCACCGAGUUUUUAAAGUCAUUUGGAUCACCAUGGCCUGCUCUGAACUUUGAUGGCGGCAGUGUGAGUUUAACUUAUCAUAUGGAUUCCAUUCUGAGGACUUUCAAUGCCAGCUCUGUACGUGAUGGCGGCAACGAGAGUUCAUCUUGUGAAUUGGAUCCUAAUCUGAUGACUGCCAAUGCCUGCUUUGAACUUGAUGGCGGCAACGAGAGUAUAUCUUGUGAUUUGGAUUCCAAUCUAAUGACUGUCAAUGCCAGCUCUGACCCUGAUGGCGGCAACGACAGUUUAUCUUGUGAAUUGGAUCCUAAUCUGAUGACUUUCAAUGCCAGCUCUGAACUUGAUAGCAGCAGCGACAGUUCAUCUUGUGAUAUGGAUUCCAGUCUGAUGACUUUCAAUGCCAGCUCUGAUCUUGAUGGCGGCAGCGAGAGUUCCUCUUAUGAUAUGGAUUUUGAUCUGACGACAGAAGACGACCACGACCACGACCAGGACGCACCUCGUUUGGAAAACCCAGAAGGACUCGGCCACCUAUUUAGAAUUAAACUAGAAGAGUUCGACCGAAAGACCCAGGACCUCCUCCAGAUAAUCGAGGAGAAGAAUAGGAGGGAGGCAGACCUUAAUGAAACCAUUAGGCAGCUCAACCAGGAACUGAUCAACGAAAAGACCUCUUGCGCCAUAAACCUCCUACACCUUCAUGAGGAGGCUGAACUUCUUAAGAUCGAAGAAGUUCUGGCCAAGGAAAGAGAGUCAUUUAAAGAACUACAGAAGCAAAUGGAAGAUGAAAAGGAAGCGAUGGAAAGACUCGCAUUAGAAAAAGAGCAGAAGGAAAAUGUCUUACAAAUCCAAGAGCAACAGAUCUCGGAGAAAGAACUUGUUAUUAAGGAUUUGAUAAAACAGAACGAGACGCUUAAGAAAAACAUGGAAACGGUGAAGGACGACCUCGAACAAACCCGACAGCAGCAAAUUUUAAAGGAGGCUGAACUUCUUCAGAUCGAAGAAGUUCUGGCGAAGGAAAGAAACUUGUUCAAGGAGGCCAUAAAAAGACUCAUACAAGAAAAGAAAGUGAAGGAACGCGUGAUCAAGGAAUUGGAAAUGCAAAACGAAAGGUUGGAAGACGAAAACAGCAAGAAGGAGAGCCAGUUAAAACAUCUGGAAAAGAAAAGGGACACAAUGGAUGGAGAGCUGCACCAAAUCAGGCUGGACAAGAGCCGAAUGGAACGCCAGCUGGCCGAAGCGAGGGAUAUGAUCGGCAGAAUGAGAAAGCAAAAUGCUGAAAAAACAGAAAGGUUGGCUGCUCUCGAAAUAGAGAUUGAAGACCAGAAGAGACUGGAAAAGGUUGCCUCCACAAGAGACAAUGAAGAGCAUCUGAAAAGGAUUGAAAAAAUGACUGCCUUAGAAAGAGAGAAUGAAAGUCUUUGGAAAGGGCUGGAAAAGAUGGAGAAAAAUUAUAAAAACCUGCUUGUUGAGGCCCAAGCUCAAACUAAGCUCAAAGAAGAUGAAGCUAGGAGACUCGCAUUAGAGCUUGAGGGCCAAAAUCGAGCACUAGGAAAUCUCCAGACCGAAAACAAAAAGUUGAAAGAAUUAGUGAAAGAAAAGCGAGGAGUAAUUGACUCCCUGAAGAGAGAAAAGGAAGCACCAUCAGCCAAGAUGGUGGCUGAUUUAGAGAGGCUGAGGAAGGAGUGUUUCCGAGAAGGACGAACGAAGCAAUCACGACCAGGAAAUGCUCUUACGAACUCUCAAGGCCGAGAAACACCAAAUUUAGCAAAGAUCUGGAGGAGAUGA